UUCACUUUUUGAAGUACACAUAACUCUCGGAUUUAAAUCCGAAGUUUCCACAUUUAUUUGUUCUAUGAUAUCAUGAUAUCUAGUCAUCCACCGCUAUAUACAUAUGUACAUGUUUUCCCUGGAUAGAAGAAUAUAUAUAUAUAUGUAUAUGCGGACAUUUUUCAGUAAGAGUGGGGUCAGAUAUAUGUUUGAUUAAAAAAAAGAAGCAAAAAAAAACAAAGAAUAAAUAAAACCUCUUUACCUCUUCCCUAAUAUUGGUGCCGUGACCGAUUGUUUUAUUAUUUAUUAAUAAUAAAACACGAACCAACACAAAAAACUCAUAUACCAUUGAAAUUUUAAAAGGAAAAAUAUAUCGGUAAGUGAUUACAUUUUUUUUUUAUUCAUUUACUUUAAAGGUAGUUCCAUUGGAAGCUGCCUGCAAAACCUCAAUUGAAUUAAAGAGAUAGUUCCAUUAGGAAUUGUCUGAGAGAGGUAAAAUAAAAAGUCAAACAAAAGAGAAUAACUCUUUGACUUAUUAUACAUAUAACGUUAUCGAUUAAAGUCAACAUUAUAUUAUCACAAUUUUGUUAUUGAUAUUAAAAUAACGGCUUAUAGUCUUCGAAGUACUGGUAAUGAUCCAGAAUUUACUGGUGAUUUAUUAACAAAAACAUCUGAACGUACAGUAAAAAGAUUAACCUUGGAGUCAUUAAAUCAUACUACUGAACAGAUUCAAACGAUGUCUCACACUGCACAAGAUUCAGCAAUGAUGAUAUGUUAUCGUGAAUGCUUAUCAAAUUUGGAAAGGUUCAACGGUGGUGAAGAACAAAAAAUCUUACAAUUUAUUAAAAAUAUUGAAAGAAUUGGGAAGAUGAUCGAGGCAAAUGAUAAUAUAUUAUAUUGUAUGUGUACAGCAAAACUAGAUGGUGAAGCAAAAUGUUGGUACGAAAAUAACAUGUCAUUAACCCAAUGGGAAGGAUUAAAAUCAGCAUUACUUGAAAGAUUCACAACACCUGAUUCAUCAUCAAAACUAUUCGAACAAUAA
Rotaria sp. Silwood1 is the source of this 1021-nucleotide messenger RNA. Lineage: Eukaryota; Metazoa; Rotifera; Eurotatoria; Philodinida; Philodinidae. The record is from the annotation of a GenBank genome assembly.